AUGAACAGCCUCCUCAGUCAGGGGGAGUCGGAGGUGGCUGAGAGGACAGACGAGAGAAGAGGCAGCAAGAGCUACCAGAUCUUUCCAGAAACAAACGUGAAUGAAGAAUCUGACCCCAGCUUGUAUCCUGAAGACUUUCUCUUCAGGAGGGAGCGUCUCCCUUCCAUAGUGGUGGAGCCCACAGAGCACAGUGAGCUGACCAGCAGGGAGCACGGCUGGCCUGCUCAGUUCCAACAGGGGAACACCAUGGAGGAGGAGGAGGAGGAGGAGGACAGUAGUGCAGAGCCCUCAGGAAGCUCUGCUGACGGGGAGCAGCAGGAUAACAGCAGGUAA
This is a messenger RNA of Cheilinus undulatus (humphead wrasse), 333 nucleotides long. RefSeq names its product protein LBH-like. NCBI's taxonomy places the organism in Eukaryota, Metazoa, Chordata, Actinopteri, Labriformes, Labridae. Bases 1 to 333 code for a protein of 110 amino acids. The transcript is spliced from 2 exons. The record is from RefSeq and is a predicted model, not a curated record.